Messenger RNA from Monomorium pharaonis (pharaoh ant), 2234 nucleotides. RefSeq names its product ras-related protein Rab-21 (gene Rab21). The record is from RefSeq and is a predicted model, not a curated record. NCBI's taxonomy places the organism in Eukaryota, Metazoa, Arthropoda, Insecta, Hymenoptera, Formicidae. Gene Ontology annotation, molecular function: GTPase activity; GTP binding. Bases 330 to 1019 code for a protein of 229 amino acids. Gene Ontology annotation, biological process: Rab protein signal transduction. The transcript has 4 exons.
CCCGUCCGCCCGUGUCGCGCCGACGUGACGUUGCGCGUAAUGGCACGGGGCGGAACAGCUGAUCCUUGCGCCUCGAGACUACGACUGGACGUUCCGUCGUCGUUAAAAAGGCCGCCGAUAAUCUUCCUCACGGCAAUAGCCGCCGAUCCCGGUGGCCCGACGACGAGCGCGCGAGAAGAGACGGUGACGACGAAGCGGAGUCCCGAGCUUCGCGGAACCUUUCCCUGCGAGCUGCGUCCAGUCGCAGCAGCGCGAACUAACCCCCUUUCCCCCCCACGACUUCGCCGCGACGUCCUUGGACAGAGCUCAGUCGCCUGUACUCCGGAAUUAUGGCCAGUCCGGUGGUCGGCACCGGGUACAACUUUAAGGUGGUUCUACUCGGCGAGGGAUGCGUUGGCAAGACCUCGGUCGCCCUACGAUACGUCGAGGACAAAUUCAACGACAAGCACAUCACCACGCUACAGGCAUCGUUCCUGAAUAAGAAACUUAAUAUCAAUGGAAAAAGAGUGAACCUGGCAAUAUGGGAUACUGCUGGGCAGGAAAAGUUUCAUGCAUUAGGACCAAUUUAUUAUCGAAUGUCCAACGGUGCCAUUCUUGUCUAUGACAUUACGGACGAGGAUACCUUUCAAAAGGUGAAGAAUUGGGUAAAGGAGCUUAAGAAGAUGUUAGGUAGUGAAAUUUGUUUAGUGAUAGCGGGUAACAAGGUGGACCUGGAGAAGGAUCGAAAUGUUGCCAUAGAGGAAGCAGAAGAGUACGCCAAACAGGUGGGCGCUAUGCAUUUCCAUACGUCGGCCAAAUUGAACCAGAACAUCGAGGAGAUGUUCCUGGACUUGACACAGCGUAUGAUACAACGUGCGGAUGAGGCCGAGCAAAAGUCCACCCUUACGAGGACCAACAGUACACGUCGCAAUGUCGUGAUGGUCGAGGACGAGGCGGAACAAACUCAACCAAGUAGAAGUUCUUGCUGUGGCAGUGGUGGUGGUGGUGGCGGUGGCGGCGGUGGCAAUGGCUUUUCGUAGACCUUCAAAAACAAUUUAUAUUCAAUUUCAAAUUCCAAGGUCUAAUUUCGAUAAUCUACGAACUACGCACAGGAUGAUGCAUCCCAAAUGUGACAAACUGAUUAUUUGCAAACAGCAAUUUAUUACAUUAUAAAUGUUUCAUCCUGUAUAUGUUUGUAAAGUGAGUAAUGUAUGAAUGUGUAUGCCUAUAUAAAUAUAUAAAUACAAAUACACACGCACACGUGCGCGUGUGUGUCUGUAUAAGCUGCAAUUGUUGGACAGCAAAGAUACAUAUACUUGUAUACGUAUAUAUUUGUAGUUGGGAACUUGUAAUUGUAACUUUGUAUUUGAUAGAUACUUUUUAAAGCAGAUUUGUGUAUGCCAUUUCAUGUGCAUAUCGCGUUAAUAUUUUCGAUAAUGAUUUUAACUGUACUCGUAUAUUGAGGCCUUUUAUCGCCAUUCACAAACAUCGUGAAAUGUCCCCCCCCCCCCUUCCCCAAAGUUCGCCUCUCGAGCAUUUUGAUUGUCUUGACAGGUUUAUCAUAUUGAGUUUUCAAGUUUAACUUCUUAUUCAGAAUAAUCAUAAAGUAAUACGUAAUACCACUUUUUAAUGAAUCUCUAUAUUCGAUGUGCACCUGAAUCAUCAUUAUUCCAAUGGUAUCUUUUUCAUAAAAGUGGUCGCGAGUGAAGUGUUCUUCUCAGUUCUCAGUUGCUAGAAUCACUGAUAAUAAAGGAGAGAUAACAAUUCAGAACAGCAACCUCGCCAUCUAGUUGUUUCGAGUGUCUCAAUCUCCGCGCAGGCACAAAAGUUUUAUAAAACAGCAAAGAAGUUGGAGCCUUGUUCCGGAUUUAUCAUCCCAUUUUUCUAUCAUCUUCAAAUUUUCGACAUACUUCUGUAUCUUUGCAAUCCAAAUUACUGCAAGCUAAUCCAUUAAGAAUCAGCUAAUAAAUCUAGCUAGACGGCGCGGCCUUGUCGCGAGACAAGGGCAUUUUCAAAGAAGAGCAGAAAAAGAAGAAGACUCAGCUUUUAUCCAAAAUAAUAGCUUAGGUUUAGGUUACUAUGUACAUAUUAAAUGAUAAUUUUUAUUGUACAAUAUAUUGAUUUGGACCACAUAUUAAGUAACACGCAAUAUGUUUAUUCAUCUGAAAUUAUAUAAAUUAGUGAUACAAGAAGUUGUUUAAAUUAUUGUUACUGUGUAAGUUAUUUUAUGAAUAUAAAGUGGUAACUUGUAAUAA